This is a messenger RNA of Metopolophium dirhodum (rose-grain aphid), 1691 nucleotides long. RefSeq lists its product as uncharacterized. The record is from RefSeq and is a predicted model, not a curated record. Bases 296 to 1294 code for a protein of 332 amino acids. The transcript has 2 exons. Lineage: Eukaryota; Metazoa; Arthropoda; Insecta; Hemiptera; Aphididae.
UUCACACUGUUGCAAUUUCUUGUAUGCUUUUUCCCGCAUGCUUAUUUUUACUCGUGCAAGAACAAAAUUGAACAAAUGUGAACGUUAAUAAUACGCAUGCAAGUUCUUGCAUGCUCAAACUUGCACGCAGUCCGGCAUGUCGGACAGUAAUUGAAUGCAAUUAGGUAAUUGUAUGCCAGUUUAUUCUCGAACACGUUCUAGUGAACCACGUGGAUUGUGUUUUAUGAAUUUUGUUUAAUUAAUAGAGUAUUUAGUUAAGUACAUUUUUUAAAUAAUUUAAUUUGUAAACACUGAAAUGGCCUCCAAAUCAAAAUAUAGUUUGAACGAAGAAAAUGUACUAAAACUAAUUACUUUGUAUCGUCAUCACGAAGUACUAUGGAACGUAAAACUGGACCAAUAUAAGAACAAAGAUGCACGGAACCAGGCAUAUAAAUUAAUAUCUGAAGAAAUGAAUGAAACUAAUUUUGGACCAUCUGAUGUUCCAACCAAAAUAAAAAAUUUACGUACGGCCUACCACCAAGAAAAAAGAAAAGUAGAGGAUUCAAAAAAGUCUGGAUCAGGUGCCAACGAUGUAUAUAAACCAAAAGUAUUUUGGUUUGAAGCACUUGAUAUAUUUUUGCAUCCGGUUGUCGAAUCAAGGAAAACUCACUCUAAUUUGGAAAUGCUCAUUGAAAAAGAUUACGAAUCUCAGUCAAAUUCUGUUUGUGAAAAUUUAACAUCAGCCGAGUCCAUUAAGCUGAAUAGUUCUUUUUCAUCAGUUGAAAAUAAUGCUACAUUAAUCUCUACAGUUAACAAUACAUCCCAACUAUUAUCGGACUUAUCAGAAAAAGUUUUAUCACCUCCGCUACCACCUCCACGGGCUUUAAAACGAUCAAUUUCAAAAAAAAGGAAAAAUGAAGUGUCGGAUACAACAUAUCUUGAUAAUGCUCUAAAAAAAUUAGACGAAAUAUCUGAUAAAACAACACAACCGUUGGAAAUGAACGAAUUUGAUGCAUUUGGUAAUUUAGUAUCAACAAUGUUAAAAAAAUUACCCAUAAAUUUAGCAUUUCAGGCACAAAGUGAUAUACAUAGCUUACUUAUUAAGUAUAAAUUGCAAGCUGUACAACCAAGUGGAGUAUUUAACUUUUCACAAACACCAGUUAUUUAUAAUCAACAAGCUACUAAUGAUAUACAUGUGGAUUAUUCAUCAGGGCACAACACAACAUUAGCAGUUCCAUCAACCAGUAAUCAAAUGUCAAAUGAAAGUAAUGGUUCAUCAGCCUAUUCUUCAAAUGAUGAUAUUUUUUCUUUGUAAAUAUUUUAUAUUUUUUGUAGGUAGGUACCUAACAAGUUUUUUAUUUUAUAUAUAUUUUUUAAGUUUUUGAAUUUUGAUAAAAAAAACUAAGAAAAGGUUAAGUUUUAUUUAAAAAGAAUAUUAUAUUGAUAAAUUUUAUUUUGGUUAGUUACAAUUUUAAAUCUCGUUAAGAUUUUUUUUAUUUUACUUACAUUAAUUUUCUGUACCUAUAUUGUUUACCUAAUUUACUUUUUGGUGAUAAUAAAGUUAAAAAUAUAUAGUACUUACUUCAAUGAAUUCUUUCAAUGCAGUAUAAAUAGCAUUGCAUACAUCUGGUAGAAACGUACUUAUUGUGUUCUUAGGUACUCUGAAUAAAUAUUGAAGACUGGUAAAAGAAUUGCCUGUGGCCAAAAAACGA